This is a messenger RNA of Aspergillus ibericus CBS 121593, 860 nucleotides long. RefSeq names its product proteasome regulatory particle lid subunit SEM1. Gene Ontology annotation, biological process: double-strand break repair via homologous recombination; mRNA export from nucleus; proteasome assembly. NCBI's taxonomy places the organism in Eukaryota, Fungi, Ascomycota, Eurotiomycetes, Eurotiales, Aspergillaceae. The transcript has 3 exons. The record is from RefSeq and is a predicted model, not a curated record. Bases 130 to 393 code for a protein of 87 amino acids. Gene Ontology annotation, cellular component: proteasome regulatory particle, lid subcomplex; proteasome complex.
CUCCAAUCCUCUGACCUGUCAAUUCUCCCCCCUCGCGUCUCCUAUUGUCUCCUCCCGUUAUACCACGCUCACCCCCCUCCAGCUUCCUGAAGCCACCUGUCCGCUCACCCCCUCCUCCCCCCGCCCAACAUGUCGAAUCCCACCCAGACCCAGGAUACCAAGGCCGAACCCACCCAGCAGCCACAGCAACAGAAGCCCCCCGUGUUGGAAGAAGACGACGAGUUCGAGGACUUUCCCGUUGAAGACUGGCCUCAGGAGGAAACUGAACAAGGAUCUGCCGCCAACGGCACGAGCGCUCAUUUGUGGGAAGAGAGCUGGGAUGAUGACGAUGCGGCCGAGGACUUCUCUAAGCAGCUGAAAGAGGAGCUCAAGAAGGUCGAGGCCUCCCAUUAACAUGUCACGUUGAUUGACGGGCUGUCGGUUAUGAGAUGAACAUACGCAAAUCCACGAAGCAAUCAUCGCUUGAUUCCGCAUGCAGCUUGCCCUGACGGGGCUCGAUAGAGAGAAAAUGGACAUAAUCGGAGCUAGAUCUCCUUGCUCGCAUAAGUGUUGUCUGAUUGAUGUGCCUGCUUCGGUGGUUUGGACCAGUGACUGGGGCGGUUGUAGGAUGCAGUCAGCCUGACGGAUCUAGUCUACGGUGAAAGACCCGAUGGCAGCGCUUCGAUUGAAGCAGGGUGUCGCCCACCACAUCAUAUACCUCCUACGAGUAUUUACAAAGCUGUUAAUGGAAAUCAAGCCCACCGACCGACCAUUCCUGCCCUCACCUCUCGUCCUUCACAGCUUGGGGCCCGUCACUAGUCACGAUUACAUCAUCAGAACCUCUCUUUGGGAAUGAAUAAACACGUAUUUUGAUUAAUUAU